CCACACAUUCUAGUCCGGUUUAGGCCUUUGUACAUCACCAAUGUUUUUUCUUUCCUAAUAAUUUGAUUUUUUUUUUUUUUGUAUUUUCACGGUCGCUAAUUUUCAGUAACGAAAUAUCGUGAGUAUUCUGUAUGCCUCUUGAUCGGUGUUUGCGAUAGGUUAGGUAGCAGACAACAAUUAAAAACGCGACCGACCGCUGAUCGAACGUAUCCGUUCGUCGACUUCAUCGAGAUGUCAUCGAGACGGGACGAAAGAAAACACAAACACGCGUCGAAAAGACACGAAGAAGAGGACAAUUUUGAUCGUCGAAAGCCACACAAGUAUCGUGACAAUAAAUCGCCUGAACGUCAACACCGAAGACAUAAUUCAAAUUCGGACGAUGAUCGUAGAAAAAGACCAAGGUACGAUCGCAAGGACAACUCAAGACAUCAAAACAAUUCAGAUUCUGGUCACCAAUGGGGCACCAAAGAAUCGUCCAGCGAUAAGAAACCGGUAGUAAAAAAAGAAGAGCCUAAUUUUGAAACUACUGGCAAAUUAGCCGAGGAUACAAAUACUUUUAAUGGCGUAGUUAUUAAGUAUAGCGAGCCAGCCGAGGCAAGAAAACCUAAACGACGUUGGCGAUUAUACCCGUUCAAAGGAGAAAAACAAUUACCUGUAUUACACAUACACAGGCAAAGUGGGUAUUUACUCGGACGUGAUCGCAAGGUGGCAGACAUACCAAUAGAUCAUCCAUCGUGCUCAAAACAGCAUGCAGCUCUUCAAUACAGGUUAAUUUCAGCCAAAAAAGAUGGGCGCCAUGUCAGAUGUAUCCGGCCAUAUAUUAUUGAUUUAGAAUCAGCUAAUGGCACAUACGUUAAUAACCAGCGUAUUGAUCCAAAAAAAUAUGUAGAAUUGAUGGAGAAAGACGUCAUUAAGUUUGGAUUCAGUUCUAGGGAGUAUGUGCUUUUACACGAACAUAGCACGGAUUCUGGAGAUGAUGAUAGUCUUGCUGAAGACGAUCCAAAUGAGGAAUCCAAUGCAGAUUGAAUGCAAAACUUUUCUUAAGGAAUUGAGAAAUGUUCUUAUUUUUUUAAAUUGUAAAUAAAAUUUUUUUGAUACAAAAAAAAAUCAAACAAAGAUCAAUAAUUAAUUUCUUGUUUUAAAUAAUUUCCUUUGUACAACGAAAUAUGACUUUUUUUUGUAUAUAUAGUACAAUAAAUAUUUUUGUAAACAAUUUCAUGACCUGAUAAUAAAAUAAGUUUUUAUUAUAUGCUAGAAAUAA
Molecule: messenger RNA, 1261 nt
Organism: Aphis gossypii (cotton aphid)
Lineage: Eukaryota; Metazoa; Arthropoda; Insecta; Hemiptera; Aphididae
Product: smad nuclear-interacting protein 1
Exons: 2
Coding region: 232-1026 (264 amino acids)
Biological process (GO): miRNA processing
Cellular component (GO): nucleus
Molecular function (GO): protein binding; mRNA binding
Source: RefSeq, a predicted model, not a curated record